Haliotis rufescens (red abalone) is the source of this 15925-nucleotide messenger RNA. RefSeq names its product E3 ubiquitin-protein ligase MYCBP2-like. The coding region runs from base 159 to 14345 and encodes 4728 amino acids. The record is from RefSeq and is a predicted model, not a curated record. Gene Ontology annotation, cellular component: nucleus. The transcript is spliced from 90 exons. NCBI's taxonomy places the organism in Eukaryota, Metazoa, Mollusca, Gastropoda, Lepetellida, Haliotidae.
CAUCAUUCAAAAUGUCAGCCUACGUCAAAAUCGAAAACAGAACAGCAAUUUCUUAAUUUCUUGUGCAUAUAUCUGAAGAUCUGGGAAGAUCGGUGGACAGGAAAGCGCUAAAAUGCCUUGUAAUAUAUGAUUGAUUGACUGAGGGAGAAAAAAAUACAAUGGCGACAGCGGUUUUGCAGUGCUCUAGAAGUCAACUGGACACGUUUUUGCGUGGCGAAGAGCUGUGCAACAAAUUUCAUGACCUCUUCCGCAUUCGCGAUGACAGCCCGAAUAAGAAAAAGGGUGACAAGAAAAAGAACAAAAAGAAGGGGAAGAGCAAAGCCAAAGAGAGGAACAAGAAGCGUGAGGGAAGCCCUGAUAUUCCUGAUGCCCAGUUCCUGUCUGUGGAGCUUCAGGGCAAUGCUUCAGGCUUCAACGUAUACGCCAGCGUCCGGCAGUCUGUCCUGGAGCAGUGUAUGCGAGACACAGCACGGCUGUACCGACUCGCCACAACCACACAAACAUCAGACUCGGAAACUGAUGAUGAUAAUGAUGACAAAAACAAAGAUUGUGCAAUCAAAAUACCAAAGAUCGUUGGCUUGGGCUUGAAUGGAGUGUUUGAGCUGGUGCGUGAGACGAGGCACAAGUACCCCGACCUGUGUGUGAAGGCCCUGAAGGCCCUGCUCGACCUGCUACAGGGCCAACAGCCAGAGGGCAUGAAGUGUGAACCACCAGAUGUUGUUGAGAACCUGUACAACUUGCUGAUGGAGAUAGCGACCAACGUGGGCUCGGACAUAGUGUUUGACGGCCAGUCACUGACAGCUCUAGCCUGUUCUGCCCUCAUCAGCCUCACUAUUGCUCUGGGGGACACAGGGAAGCUGUUGAAGGCUGUCAAGGCUCUGCUGAUGAGCCCCUCGUCACUGGCAUCUCAAGAUAUACUGGUGCCAGGAAUUCUGACUUCUCUACAGAAGAGCGUACAAGCCGUGUUACUGGGAAAGGCACAGCUGCCAGAUUGGUUCAACAAUGGGGUGAAAACAAAGUCCCACUCUCACAAGUUCAAUAUAGCGAACUUGAAAAAUAGUGAAAGUACAGUGGAGAACAGUGCAGUGGCUAGUGAUGGAAGAUACCUGUAUAUACUCAACAAGAAGGGGCUGUUUAAGAUAGGAACUGGAUAUGGCGGAACGAUCAAGGGCAAUGUCUACAAGCACAGAGAGAACUUCCCAGUCAACAGGACAGUGUGGCUUGCCUUCAGUGGGGGUAAACUGCUGUGUCGAUCGGACAACAACUCCUCCCCCGGUCUGUGUGUCAUCAACAGAGACAGUCUAGACGUGAAAGCACCAUGUGAUUUGGAUGGUCACACUAUUGGACAGAGUGUGUUAUUCAGUGAUGGGGAGAGCAUAGGUCAAAUUGCACCAGCAAAAGAUUGUUUACAGCAGGACAGCUUUGUGGUCCGCACGUUCAGUCCAGAUAAGAGUCCCAUGUCUGUCAUGAGUGAGAUCCCCCUGAAACUCACCCGCAAGUGCAUGGACGUGUUUGGCAGUAACUCCCUAGACCCGGAGAUGGAAAGAAGAUCUAUCCAUACAGGAUUUGACGAAGACAUUGCCUCGGUCAGCACAGGUAAGGAGUUCACCCUAAUCCGGACUGUGGGGGGGAAGCUGUUGUACAGUGGCAAGUCAGCAGCCCUCGGGAUCAAGCAAGGCGGCCCCUCCCAGGGGAAGUGGGCGGAGCUCCCUAUCACCAAGAGCCCCAAGAUAGUCCACCUGGCCGUAGGGCACGAUGGACAACAUGCUCUCAUGGUGUCGGAGGAUGGGGGCGUGUUCUUUGUCGGCACACCCAGGAGAGGGGAGGAUGGAGAUUCCAGUUUGUCCAAAAACCGAAGACAACCAAAACCAGUAAAACCAAAGAAGAUGAUCCGCCUGGAGUCGCGGUCGGUGGUGUACGCGGCCUGCAACAGCGGCAGCAGCGCGGUGGUCACCAAGGAGGGUGAGGUGUACAUGUACGGCAAGGACACCGCACACUGUGACCAUGCGAGUGGUCAUGUGACUGACCUGAAGGACGUGGUAGUGACCCAGAUUGGCCUGGGCAAGGCCCAUGCUGUGGCCCUCACAAACAAGGGUCAGAUCUUCACCUAUGGGAUCAACAACAAGGGCCAGUGUGGCCGGGACUUCAACCCAGGGGCAUCCAGAGAAACAAGCAGCAAUGUGAUGAUGGCAGAAGAGGAGGAGGAAGUGGAGAAUGAUGAUGCUCUGUGUGGACCAGGCAAACACCGGUGGAAGCAGGACCAGUGCAUGGUGUGCACCGUGUGCGGGGAGUGUACUGGCUACGGCGUCAGCUGCAUCAACAGCAACAGGGUGGACCGCAACCCUGGCAUGCCCUGUGGGUGUGGCGCUGGAGACUCGGGGUGUGCCGAGUGUGGGGCGUGUCGUGUGUGUGCGGGGGAGAAGCUAGAGCUUGAAGAGUUAGAUGAACGAGGAUUGCUUGAGGUGUUUGCUAAAGAUGGACCAGUCCGUGUUUCAGCGAGUAGGCAGGGUGUGCGGCAUGUGGAGCAGCUGGGCAAACGUCUGGAGCAGAAGAUGGAGUUACGAAAAGCCCAGCAGAAACUAGUCAAGGAGAAGAGACAACGGGAAGGUGGAAGUGACCCGGAAGCCGAGAACAUCAAGCUGGUGAGCCUGCCGCCCCUGGAGGUGCAGAUAGGUGCCGGGGAUGUGCAGGUGACGCAGAUCACCUGUGGACAGCAUCACACUGUGGUGCUGCUGCAGAACGGAGAUGUGUACACAUUCGGCAGCAACCACCAGGGUCAGCUUGGACUAGGAGACACUGGAGUCAGAGGCAGCCCCAGCAAGGUGCCCCUUCCUCUAUCUGCUGUUCAAGUGGCAGCUGGCAGCUAUCACACGGUCAUCUUGCUGACCAGUGGUCAAGUCUACACAUUCGGCAACUAUCAGAAAGGGGCUCUUGGUCGGAUGGGCCCGGAUGAGGGCGGAGUGAAGAGUAAGAAGGGACCAUGGUACUCGAUGCCUGGACCAGUCCCUGGUGUGGGUUCCCGAUUUGGUCGUCGUGCCACGUGGAUCGGAGCCAGUGGGGACCAGACUUUCAUGAGAGUGGACGAGUCACUGAUAAAUGCUCACACCCUCGCCCGCUCAAACCUGUUCGCUAGUCAGACAUGUAUAGGUUUGAUCCCGAAGGGCGAGGACAGUACAGCCAUAAUGAAAUGUCUGAUGAUUAGUAAAGUGGAUGGAAGUUGUAAGAGCUUCAGUGGCUCGGAGCAGGUGGACUUGAGUGACCAGGCUGUGUGUCUUGACCCCGUCUAUGAUCUGCUCUGGGGAUACUGUCCAAAGACCCAGGAAGUGAACUGUUACAAUGUGCUGGUGACAGAGUCACACGACCUUCAAAGUGUUGACCCGGGUUACUGCGACCUGUUCAGCCCGGAGUUGGCUGUCCCGACCAGGAUGGGGUGUCAUGCCACACGCUCGCAUGCAGCUCUACAUAUGCUAGGCUCUCUGGACACUCUGACCACUGCCCAUCUCCUGAACAUGACUGUGAUAGAGGAGGCUCGAGAGAAGCAGUCCACGUCAAAGAUAUACACCAGGGAGGACUACUCCAUCAUCAAUAGGUUUGAAAGCCAUGGUGGAGGGUGGGGCUACUCUGGCCACUCAGUCGAGGCCGUCCGCUUCAUGUGUGAUACAGACAUUCUGCUGGGAGGAUUUGGACUCUUCGGAGGGAGAGGAGAGUACUUCGGCAGGAUAAAGAUCUUUGAACUGGGGGUGGAUGGAGGUGAAAAUGAAACAGAUGGAGAGAUGGUUGCCGAGACAGAGGAGGUGCCAUUUGAAUGUGCGGCAAGGGAGAAGUUUGCCAUGCUGUUUGAUGAGCCCGUCCACCUCCAGGCCAACAACUGGUAUGUAGCCUGGGCCCGUAUCUCCGGCCCCAGCAGCGACUGUGGCUCCAGCGGGCAGCCCUCCGUCACCACAGAUGACCAAGUUGUUUUCAAGUUCAAGAGCUCCAAGAAGUCCAACAAUGGCACUGAUGUCAAUGCUGGCCAGAUUCCACAGUUGUUGUACAGACUGCCAUCCCGGGACAGUCCGAGUGUCAUCAGGAGGACGGAGCUCGUGGAGCCAGCGCAUGUCCUCAGCCAGGACUUUGCCCACUCCGUCACACCGUUGUGUUUCGAGUCGCUGCUGCGGCUGCUGGAAUGGGGCUGGACCACCUUCCACACAGCCAUCAGUGAGAUUGAUGGACUCAAGGGACCCAACUAUGAAGCUGCUGCGUCGGACCUGCAGCGUCUUGUCUACAUCUGCCGUGCAUGUCUCCGCCUCAUACGCAUCUACGUCAACGAGGUCUACCCUGAUGGAGUGACCAAAAAGAAAUACCCCCUGGAGACCUCUUCAAUGGCAGAACGUAUUGGUGACACACGAGACCUACUGAGACGCAUCCUAGCCGAGGAGGUUCACAUGGUCAAGUUUUCCGUCUACCUCCGUGAACCGCCGAGCGUGUCAGCAUUCCAAAACCUGAAGGAGGAGAUCCUGUACGAGUGUCACCAGACGUUCCGAACAUGCUUCCACGCGUUCUACCCAACUGGAACGCUAAAGUGGUGGUGUCUUUGUGACCUCCUGUGUCAAGCAGAGCCAAUACUAGAAAAAAAGCAAAAGCAUGAACAACAGUUAAAUUUGGCAAGCCGAAAAAGCUACAAACGAAACAUGUCGGGGCUGAGUAUGACAGGGACCUCCAAUGUUUGUGGGGUGGGGCGACUUUUGGCGGCAGUGAUGGAGGCCAUGUGCCACCCCGCCAUCAAGCUCACAAAUAUCAUGCCCAUCAACUGUGAGCCCGAGGCGGAAGAGAUACUACGCCGGCAAUCACUCUGCAUGGACGACAACACCAACAGCGCUGCCAGACUCGGGGAGAUGCACAAAUACCCGCUCCUGGCCAGUCAUAUGAGUUACAGAAUGGAGAUUGACAGCAUCACUGGCGGCAGUCACAUCUCCUUCAAGGAGGUGCUGGACCGUCUCCUGCUCAUAGUGGCGCUCCCUGUCAGGCAGGCAUUAAGCAAGGAGAAGUCUGUCUUCCCAUCUUCACUUGUUGCUAAUACAUGUGCACUGCUCGUAACCAUCAUCAGUGAACUUGCCGCGUCCUCCACUGGAUUGGAAGUUGGUAUUGACCUGAGUACCACAUCGCGCCCAAUGCUUGUGACGCCGAACCGAUUCACACGUACCAGUCAGAGUGCCUACUGGAAUGCUGGGAAUGGAAGUCCAGAUGCUGUGGCCUUCACAGUUGACCGGCCAGGCAUCGUGGUGGCCGGAGUGUGUGUGUACGGGGGCGGAGGACAUUACGAGUAUGAGGUGGAACUUCUGGAUGAGCAGGGUGAAGGUCAAGAAGACGUGUCACACACACAGCGGUGGAACAGUCUGGAGAUUGUCCGUGGAGCAUACUCCCCUGAGGACUGUGUGAACGACAUUGCAGAGAUCAAGUUUGAUAGGCCAGUUCCCAUCAAGGAAGGAGUGAAGUACGCAGUCAAACUCCGCAACCAUGGCCCCAGGACCCUGAAUGGUGAUGGUGGAAUGAGCAAGGUGAAAUGUUCAGAUGGAACGACCUUCACCUUCACUGCAUGUUCACUGAGCAGCAAUGGCACCAAUCACAUGAGAGGACAGAUCCCGCAGAUCCUCUAUUACAGUGCGCCCCAGGAUGGAGAACACUAUCACCAGACCACCAAGAACCUGGCGGAGCUGCAGGCCAGGAAGAAUGCCAUUGACAUCACUGGCGCCAUCUGUAGGAUGACUACAGACCUCCUUCACCGAUCACACUCAAUGCAUGCGGAGGAGGUGUGUGAUGUUAUUGGGAAGUCCCAUCUCUUCUCAUCCCUGCUUCCCCUGUCUCUGGCCUAUGUUGGACCUGUCGCUGCACAGGACCCCCGGGGGGCAGUGCAGGUGCUGUACCUGAUCCAGGAGAUUCUGCCAGCAGUCGUGACGCUCACCAAGAACCUGGUCCCGCUACCACUCAGCAACUCGGCCGUGUUUGACUCCAGCGUGGUGGACAACAGCCAGAGCACCACCUCCCAGCACUACGCUGUCGUGGAGAGCGAGCACCCGUACAAGCCGGCCACUGUCGCCAACUACAAGGUGGAGUUCCCGCCCUGUGUCAGGUGGAUUGUGUUGGAGUUUGACCCCCAAAGUGCCACAGCUCAAGUUGAGGACUCGCUGCAGUUGUAUGUGCAGGGCAGAGGUCAGGGGGAGACAACUCUAGCCAAGGUGACAGGGGUCACGACCUGUGAUGACCAGGACAUCAAACUAACUCACUGGCCAGUUCUAAAGAGGUUCUAUGGUCACAACAACUGGCCCAAACAGGCAGUCAUACUCCCAGGCAAUGAGGUGGUGUUUUCCCUGGAGACAGCCUCUGACUAUGUGAAGGAUGAGAAGGCAUCAUUCUAUGGCUUUAAGUGUACAGUCAUUGGGUAUGAGCUGGCUUCUAAGCCAGAGGAGAGUGUGCAGCAACUGGAGAGGGAGCUGAGUUACCUGGGAGGGAUGUGUGCCACAGCUCUCAUGAGGAGGGACGUCGCCCUGCCUCCAGUGACGAUGGAGGAAUUGGAUGAGGAGAUGGAUAUGAUCGAAGAAGGAGCUCAGCUGGUGUUCAACUCCCACAGUUCCCUGCUAGGGAAGGGCUUUGCUCUGUCUCACCCGCCCACCAUCAUGCAGGCCCUGGAAGGCAACCUGCCGUUCUGCUGGCAGUCCAACGAGAGAGCCUUCCUCAAGGACUUUGUGUCCUGCACUCCUGGCACCAGUGGAGGCAGACUUGCCAGAUGGCUGCAGCCUGACUCGUACCUGGACCCGAAGCAGUGUGAGAUCGUGUGUAACAAGGAGGAGCUCAAGUGCAGCUGGCCCGUCGUCGUCACGGUCCUCACUAAGGAUCAGUAUGGACAGCUUGUCAAUGUGCAAGACCUUAGGAUUGAGGUGAAGGCUGUGCCAGUCGACCAGAAGGACACUACAGGAGAUGACAUGAAGAAGAUGAGGCGUUUGAGUCGCCCCGAUGAAGGGGAUCUCACAUUUGGAGGUCUACCCCCACCGUCACUGGACACACCUUAUGAGUCCACCUUCAAAGACAGGAAGGAUAUAUUCCACUCUAUAACCAUCAUGAAGGCCUAUGAGAACUACUCGUUUGAGGAGCUGAGGUUUGCUGCCCCGGCCGUACCCAGGCCGAGCGAGAACAUGCUGGUCCGGGCCAACAAUGACGGCACGUUCAGCGCCAACUGGACCCCGGGCUGUGUGGGCUUCUACAACAUACACGCCACCAUUGAUGGCUUUGAAGCAGGUGACGUGUACAAGGUGGAGGUGAAGGAACCCCCCCAGGGAGUCCCCCCGCCCUCACAACAUGCCAAGAAGGCCCACCAGCCCAGCAGGAUGCGGAAGUUUGUGGGGAAGUGCAGUGCGGGCCUGAGGGUGCGCGUCCACCCCACACUCCAGAGUGAGCAGAUAGGUGUGGUCAAGCCUGGCGGGGUCAUCUCCUUCAUUGAUGAGAUCCACAAUGACGACGGGGUGUGGGUGAGGCUGAGCCCGGACUCCAUCAAGGAGUGGUGCAUCAGUGGCUACACGGAGGCAUGGUGUCUGCAGUACAACCAGCAUCUGGGCAAAGCGCUCCUCGUCCCCGUGGAGGAACCCAAGUCCAUCCUGGACGAGAUGGUCAAGGAAGCCAUUCAGAGGAAGCUCCCGGAGUAUGUGCGGGACAUCUUGCCCAGGCCACGCAGAGGUCAGGAGAACACUAGUUAUUGGCCAGGCGUGUACCAAGUGGUCAAGUGCGGUUCCUUCGGUCACAACAUCCGCAGUCGCCCCAACCUGAAGGCAACGCCCAUCGGCAUGUUGACGCUAGGGAAGAGGCUGACAGCCAUUGAGGAUGCAACUAAUGUCGACGGCACCUGGGUCAAGCUGGACGUGGAGAGCGUUGACCAGUACUGUCACAGUAGUGAGACAGAGGCCUGGUCACUGGCCGCAGGGAAGGACAGCAUUGUGUUUCUCCGCCACGAGUCCGAGGUGGGGCCGGUCGGGAAGGACCCCUUCUCCUUCAACACCCUGCCCGUCACAUCCUCACGGGGCUUCGACUUCUCCGGCGCACACUGUCACUCAACCAGUCUCCCCAGCUUCAGCCUCAAGAGUGACUUCACCCUUGAGAGCUUUCUUCAUCAUUUUCAAGCAGGCUUCGCUCCUAGGAGCACCACAACCUCCUUUGCAUUUGGGCAUCAAGAAGCUGCGGCAAGUGUACCAAUGUUCGGUCAAUCCUCCGCCGGCGCCACCGCCAGCCCCUUUGAACCUGUGACACUUGUGGUAGACACUGCAGGAGACGACGCUCAGUCUUCAAGCGGGGGACCCUUCACAUCCACACCGAUGACCACGAGGAGAAUGCCGCAGCCGGUCAAGGCGUAUUCCGUGCCGGACCGACGAGCUCCGCAGACAGCCUACCUGGAACGCCAAGCUGCCGAUCUAGGCAUGAUUGGAAAGGGGAGAGAUGGGAGGGACCUGCCUCCGGAGCUGAUGGGUGUGUCAGUCAGGGAACUAGUCAAGGCGCUAGGUGAAAGUCGAGCCAAUGGUAACGGCCCCACCCCCAAUCCCUCUCCUCCAGGCUCCCCCAAGAAAACAUCACGCAGCUCCAGCCCAAAGCCAGCCAGUGACUCGGGUUCUCCCCGAUCAGCCUCCCCAGCGCUACGUGACCGAGACAGCCCGCGCCCAGGGGACUCUCCUCGGGGCACGCUGCAGAAGGAGGAAGCCUUCAAGACCCCGCCUGGCAGCCCCAUACCUAUAAGGAGCACUCGGGGAAAGCUGCAGAAGGACCAUUCCUUUGACAAGAAUGUGUCUCCUCCUGUGACGCCUCCCCCUGUGAGAAAGGAGCUGCCGCAAGUACCCCCAGCACCAGAGGGGCGGGGCAAGGUGGCUCCAGUGAAGGAUGUGCCUGGAUUACCAACAGUUCCACCCCCAGGAGCAUCAGGAUGUGGCAGCCCCAGAUACGCCUCGCCGGUCAGAGGUGGCAGCCCACAUCGGAGAGUAGCCACAGGAAGUCCUCAACUUGGUGCAAGUGCUGCUGGUAUAGUUCGGCCAGGUAGUCCUGGACAGACUGCCCCACAGAUGACUGGAGCGUUUAAUAUAGGAUCAUCAUCACCAAAAGAUGAGGCUAUAAGGUUGUCACCCAAGGCAAAUAGGAAAGAUAGAGGUCGGCAACUGAGGACCAAGCGAGAAAGAGCCUCAUCCCCAUCUCCUCGUGACAUCAAUCCUUUGAUGAGGUCACGGUCAUCUUCAGCCUCCACGAUUCUUGACCGACCACGUGACCCGGUCAAGGAAGCCUUGUCUCCGUCAGUGGCUGAGUGUCUCCGGGCUGUGUUCGCUGCGUUCAUGUGGCAUGAGGGCAUUGUCCAUGAUGCCAUGGCGUGUGCUUCAUUCCUCAAGUUCCACCCUGAUCUGCCAAAAGAAAUGUCCAAGUUUGUGAAAGAGAAGAAACAGGAGAAGAUCCGAGUUCGUCAUGCAACAGACUCCAGCAAAGAUCUUUCAAAGGAGAAGAAAAAGGAUAAUAUUAAUGAGAGCAGAGUUAGGUUUAAUCUUGAGCCUCUGAUCAAAGACAUCAGUGAAACGGAGCUGCUGAAGGGGGAGAGGGCACCAACCCCUCUUCGACCCCCAAUCGCAAGAGUCAAAUCUGAAGGAGACAAGUGGAAGUUGGAGGCCAAGGAACGAGACGAAGUUCGGGACAAGGAGGACAAGGAGCUUCCUCCCACCAUCCAGCAUCUGGUGUACUUCUGGGAGGAACUGUCCACAUCCGUCCUCAAGGUAAUAGGUCAAGACCUCAUACUCCCUAGUCCUGCUCAAGCUGUGAAGAUGAAGAAGGCGGAGAAAAAAGAUAAGGAGAAGGAUAAGGAAAAGAAGAGCAAGAAGAGGAAAGAGGCAAAGGCUGUUGCCAAGGGGAAUCUAUUUGGUGACGCAGUUGCUGGGAUGUUUGGAGGUGGAGGUGGGGAGAGGGAGACGUUGUGUGAACUGUGUGGAGGGUCCUUCCCCCACCCGGUUACGUAUCACAUGAGGCAGAACCACCCUGGUUGUGGCCGGCAUGCCUGUGGGAAGGGGUACAAUAGCGGGGGGAACUUCUGUGGCGGCUGGGCGGGGAACUGUGGAGAGGGGGGCAUUGGCGGCAGUAGCUGGUACCUCAUGUGUGAUAAGUGCAGGGACAAGUACCUCCGUGACAAAAAACAAUCUCAAAAGGAAAAAGAUAAAUCAAAGAAGGUAAAGAGGAAAUCAAUGCUCUCAAAACAAGCUACCCUGGUGUCACCUCAGGAGGGUCAUAUAGUGUUGAAGAACAAUGCUAUGUUUCUCUUAGACCUGGCAAGUGCCUCUGGCUUUACUCUGCCCAAACAUCACAAGAAGCCCCACUCCCGUGCCGAUAUGAUUCUCCCCAGUGUCAGUGAGGACCUUGGGUCGGAACUAGAACCCUUCCCUCCUGUUCCCUUCCAGUAUCUGGUUCAACAAAAUGCCCAGAACGCUGAUUCAGCAUUUGCAGAGGAUAUUUUGAUUGAUGACGAAGAGAGGGUGUUUGUGAGGUCAGGGUCACUGAGCAUGGCGAACAGGAGAACGAUUUCAUACAGACCCAGGUUGCCGACAGAACCGCGACAUAGUCCGUUGGCAAGGUCAGGGUCACUUGGGCAGGAUGUCCGACCAUUCUCACAGUAUUCACCGCCAGGACCAGUGGACCCCAGCAUGAAUGUGUCUGGUGAAGCCAAGGCAGUGGUGAAGAGUGCUGGAACGAGUCCGGAUAACGAGCAGGAGCACUUCAAGAAGAUCUUCCACCGCAGUAUAUCGGAGAUCUCCUCCGAUGAUGAGAACAGUCAACAGGGGGCGCAGAACCGGGCCAUGGCCAGGAGGAGAAACAACAGUGGAGGAGUCGGAGAUGGAGGGAUGUCGUUACUGAAGCAUCCAUCAGCAGCCAUGACAAAGCUGAUCAACUCUGUGGACCGGAGUGGAGCACCCUCGGGUAACGGAGAGCGUGCGCUGCAGCGGCCAGUGAUGGAGUUCAUCAUCCAGAGACAUGACCUGGACAGUCUGCAGCUGGCCAUGAGACAAGCACUGCGCAAGGCUUCCUGUCGUGUGUUUGCCAUGCAGGCUUUCAACUGGCUGCUGCGCAGCGUGGUGCAGCAGGUGUGUCUGCACGAUCUGUUCUGGUUCUUCACGGUGUCGCUCAUGCCGCCCGUGGAUGAGGAGGAAGAGGAGGAGGAGCCGGCCAAGGAGAAGAAGGAUGUGAAAAAGGACCAGGAGGACGUGCCUCUGUGUGAACACCCGCUGUCAGACAUCACGAUCGCGGGGAAAGCUGUGGCCCCCCUCCCUGAGACGUUCCACACCCUGCUACAGACCAUCUCGGAUGUCAUGAUGCAGCUACCUCUUGGGUCCUCACUGCAGAGGAUGGGAGUAUGUUGCUACUGUCUGGAGUUCACACAGUCGGACCACCAGUUCCUCCAUGAGAGUCACGUCUUCAGCAACAUCAGCCGCAUCCUCAGCAAGUCGGAUGAGGAGUCAGAGGAGAUCAGUAUAGAUGCCUCACAGCUGGGUUUCAAGGUGUCCUGUUUGCGGGACCUAACAGCAUCAGCAGAAAUCAAAGCCUCUAGUCGACAAGCAAUGAUUGCCAGUCUAACAGAUAAUUCCACAGAAACAUUUUGGGAGAGUGGGGAUGAAGAUCGGAACAAGCUGAAGCUGAUUAACAUCACCUGUUCCAACAAGUCCGACCCAAGGAUGGUAUAUGCUCACAUCGACAACACAAGGGAUAUUGGGAACAAGGUGUCCGUGGUGAACUUCAGUGCAGGAACCUGCCCAGAAGACAUGAAGAAAGUCAGACAGGUGGAACUGGAGCCACGCCAUGUGGGCUGGGUGAGCUGUGCCCUGCAGGAGACCCAGUGUCGCCACCUGCAGGUGGAGCUGAAGGGCUCGGACCAGAGCCUCCGUGUGCGCCAGGUCAAGGUGCUGGGCAGCCAGGAGGAUGAGGAUGUGUAUCUCCCGGUCAAGAAGACGGCGCUGGACCUGCAGGAAUACAACUGUGAGGCGGAGACACUCCGGGUCUUCAGGAUACUCACCUCACAGGUGUUUGGUCGGCUGAUCUUCACGGAGAAGGAGAACGACGAUGACAUGGAGGGGAAGAAGGAUGUGUCGGAUGCUCUGGAUGUGGACAAUGACCUGAAGGAACACAUGGUGGGAAUACUCUUCAGUCGCAGCAAGCUGUCUCACCUACAGAAACAGGUGUGUUCCCACAUCGUUCAGGGAAUCAGGAAGGAGGCUGCUCGUAUCCGGGAGGAGUGGGAGGGGUCUCUCACACACGUCACUCGGGAGGUCCUGGAUAUCGACAGGUCGUCUGAUGUGUACUGCUUUGAGCUGUUGUCGAUGGUGCUAGCGCUGAGCGGGUCGAAUGUGGGGCGGAUCUAUCUGGCCCAGCAGUAUGGCCUGAUACAGGACCUGUUUGGCCUCCUUCACACAGCCACACCCAGGAUACAGAGACAGGUUACCUCGGUGAUGCGCCGAGUAUUGCCGGAGGUGAAACCCCAGAUCCUGGCUAAGAUCUUGUCCAUCCCUGCCCUCCCUCCAGUCGACUACAGCAUCGUGUCGGUGGCCACCCGUGAGGAGGGAGACGCCAACUUCAACCCAGACACCCCAGGUAUCCUGGAUGUGUUCCUCGCUUGUAUCAGCAAGGCGCUGGACGUCCAGACCAAGGUGAAGAGUAGCGGACCACACAAAGGCGUCACCACUCGCACACUGUCGGAAAGUCUUCACGAUCAACCAUCUAUAGAGCCGCAUGGUCCUCGGUGGUGGAUGAGAGGACUGAUCUCUUCAGCUCUGGCUGGCACUAUCAUUUCCCUCAUACAGGACAUGGCAGCGGGGAAGUUAUCUGAGACAUGGGCUGCAGUGACAAAGGCAGCCAUUGCUGAGGCCAUUUUGAAUUUGACCAAAUUGGAUGAACCCCACCGAGCACCAGAAACCUGUGUGAAAACACCAACACUGUGGUUGGCGGUGUCCUCGCUGUGUGUGUUGGACCCGGACCACGUGGAUCGGCUGUCGUCCGGAGAGUGGGUGGCCAGUCCAGACGGUCAGCAUGGACAGCCCAGGCCGACCUGUGAUAACCAUGACGAUGGGGUGACUCCAGCCAUCAUCCUGUGUAGUGAGUGCGGGAAUUUGUGUGCUGACUGUGACCGCUACCUCCAUCUCCAUCACAGGACUCGAACACAUCAGAGACAGGUGUUCAAAGAGGAGGAAGAAGCUAUCAAGGUGGACCUCCAUGAAGGAUGUGGUCGGACUAAACUCUUCUGGGUGAUGGCGCUAGCGGACUCAAAAACACUCAAGGCCAUGGUGGAGUUUAGAGAAGGCAAGGUGUCCAACACUGCGACAGUAGGCCCCGGGACCUGCCGGUUCUGUGGCACUACCAGCAACACAGGGAUGCUGGCUAUAGGCAACGUGUGCUCCGACCCCGACUGCCAGGAACACGCCCGCAAUGCCUGCACCCAAGUGCUGUCCUGCGGCCACCCCUGCUGUGGCAUCAAGAACGAGGAACCGUGUCUGCCGUGUCUCCGUGGGUGUCAGUCUGCCAACCAACCCCCACUCAAGCAGGACUCCGAUGACAUGUGCAUGAUCUGCUUCACUGAGGCUCUGUCAGCCUCUCCAGCUAUCCUGCUCAAGUGUGGGCAUGUCUUCCACAUGCACUGUGGCAAGAAGAUCCUGGAGAAACGCUGGAUUGGACCUCGCAUCACGUUCGGCUUCUCCCUCUGCCCUAUCUGCAAAAACAACAUCGAGCACCCAGUGCUGAAGGGCCUGCUGGACCCCAUCAGGGAGCUGUUUGAGGAUGUGCGACGGAAAGCCCUCAUGAGGCUGGAGUACGAGGGCCUGCACAAGGCCGAGGUCAUCACCACUCGCGGUGCUCGCUUCUUUGGGGACCCUGCUGGAUUUGCCAUGGACAGAUAUGCUUACUAUGUCUGCUUCAAGUGCAAGAAGGCCUAUUAUGGGGGUGAGGCGAGAUGUGACGAGCAGGCUGGUGGUGGUGGGGACGACUAUGACCCCCGGGAGCUGGUGUGUGGAGGCUGCUCAGAUGUGUCCCGAGCUCAGAUGUGUCCAAAGCAUGGAACAGAUUUUCUGGAGUACAAAUGUCGCUAUUGCUGUUCUGUGGCCGUCUUCUUCUGUUUCGGGACAACCCACUUCUGUAACGCGUGUCAUGACGACUUCCAGAGGGUGACAAACAUCCCAAAGACAGAUCUGCCCAACUGUCCUGCAGGUCCCCGUGGCAAGCAGAUAGAGGGAGACGAGUGCCCUCUUCACGUACAACAUCCUCCGACUGGCGAGGAAUUUGCUCUUGGAUGUGGUGUGUGUCGAAAUGCACAUACAUUCUAGGUAAAGUGACAUUGUAUUGCACAUACUUAGACGAGUCGUAUGUCAUAAUACACAUACACUCUAGCUGAGACGUGACGUGCAAUGCACCAGAUGUGUGUUUAAAUUCACUUGCACUCUAGACGUGGCAAAAAAUCACACAUUCUUAACUUUAAAAUUUGUUUUUAUUGCUGUACAUAUCAAAGCUGUCACUGUUUGUCAUCAUCCAAAAACCAUGCUCACAGAGGAGGCGUGUAGUCCCAGAUCGGUAUGCCACAAUGUUGAAAUGACUUUGUGCUGGAGUGUACCAACUGCUUGCUGCAGCCAAAGGGCAAGGUGUCCAUGCCCACAAGGAUAAUUACCAAAAGUGCAAUCCAUAUUUGAGACUGAGAAACCUUUAUCAUCAUUGUUGGUCGGUCAUUGCAGAUUUUUAUCAUUUGAAGGCUAUCAGGAUGAUUAAUACCUGUUAGUUCCACGAUCAUGUUAUAUCCCAGAUAAUAUUCAAAGAUGUGCCAGUGUAUGUGGACAUCAGUGAUGUAAUGCCAUCAUAGACAGUCAACAGUAACUAUGAUUGGUUCUGAUUGAAAGAUGAAUGAAAUAUCAAAUUUAUCUCAUGUAUACUUGAAGACAGUUAUAGAAACUGUUUCGAAGUGCUGGGGGCAGGUGGCAGAGUCCAUGAAGACUUCCCUGUGCCCAGAAACCUUUGAUUGUGGGUUUGAAUCCCAGUUCACUCUGAUUAUGUUUCUAGGUUUGUCAGCACCAUACCCAUGCUCAUGGGUUUCACCAAAGUGGUAAACGUCAGACCUGCAUCACUUCGGGCUUUCCUCCCACAUGAAGCUGACACGCCGUGAUAGAACUGGAAUACUGUUAAAAACGGCGUUAAACCCAACUCAUUCUGAUUGAAAGAUUAAAAUUAAAAAUCAAAUGUAGCUCAUGUACACUUGUAGACAGUUCUAGAAACUGUUUGAACAGUGCUAAUUACCCCUGCAGCAUCCAGAGGUGAUGCUGCCUCAGAAACAAUGCUGAGUCAGCAGUUGACUUUAUGUCAGUAGUUGCAUCGCUGAGUGCUCAAAGUUGCUAUACCAUGCUUUGCUACUUUUUCAAAAUAUAUCGUCCUUUGGUCGCUGUCGCUGUCUGUACGUGUUCCUCUUAGAAACCAAAACUGCAAAUUUUGCAUAAUGAGGAAUUUAAAUUUGCUGUUAGAUAUUUUUACACUCUCAUAUGUUGUAUCCAAGCUUAAACGGUCCAUUUUAAUAUUCCAUUGUUUUAGCAUGCCUGGUUCAAGUCUAUGAACAAACACAAAUGGUUUGUUCAGACGAGAGUAGGUGUGUCAAUUGUACAUAGAUAUGAUGGUGUAGUUAAGUGUCUGUGUAGACAGUCGUUGACGUGUCUGUUGCUCCAGUGUCGUGAGUUGUGUGCGUCUGUGUAUGUACGUGACUGGUGUUCGGACAGUUUGCGAGGGUUUCAUGGACGUCGCCUACCAAUGCUACAAUAGGGAAAUGUCAUGUUUUUUUGUCUGUCAUGUAAGUAUCUGAAACCUCAAAUGCUGUGAUACAGGGAUGUCUCAUCCUACCAAUUAUCUUUUCAAUAAAGAAUAUAAUGUU